This is a messenger RNA of Tachysurus fulvidraco (yellow catfish), 1110 nucleotides long. It is a transcript of the gene gstt1b, whose product is annotated as glutathione S-transferase theta 1b. Gene Ontology annotation, molecular function: glutathione transferase activity. Gene Ontology annotation, biological process: glutathione metabolic process. Bases 72 to 797 code for a protein of 241 amino acids. Gene Ontology annotation, cellular component: cytoplasm. NCBI's taxonomy places the organism in Eukaryota, Metazoa, Chordata, Actinopteri, Siluriformes, Bagridae. The transcript is spliced from 5 exons. The record is from RefSeq and is a predicted model, not a curated record.
UCGGUCAUCAGAUCUACAAGUCUGUAAGAGUUACGAAAGUGCGGUAGGGAAAGUAAAGGGAAUCCGUAAAAAUGGUGUUGGAAAUUUAUUUGGACCUCAUUUCACAGCCUUGCAGAUCGGUUUACAUCUUCGCCAAAAAGAACAACAUCCAGUUUGAGUACAAGAAGGUGUCUUUAAUGGCAGGUGAGCAUUAUGGGGAAGAAUUUGGCAAGAUCAACGUAAUGAGAAAAGUACCCGCAAUCCGAGAUGGAGAUUUUUGUCUUGGGGAAAGUAUUGCCAUUAUGCAAUACCUGGUGGAGAAAUAUGGCACCCCGGAUCACUGGUACCCAGCUGACUUGCAAAAGAGAGCACGUGUGAACGAGUAUCUGGCCUGGCAGCAUUCAGCUAUGAGACCCCAUGGGUCCAAGGUACUCUGGCUAAAGCUCAUGAUUCCAAAGGUUAUGGGCACUGAGGUUCCCAAAGAAAAGAUGGAUGCUGCUAUUGAGGAUCUCGAAGGCUCACUGAAGCUUAUUGAGGAAAAGUUCCUUCAAGACAGACCGUUCAUUGCCGGAGAGGAGAUCUCACUGGCUGAUCUGGUUGCGAUUGUGGAAAUCAUGCAGCCUGUAGGUGCAGGUUUAGAUGUCUUUGAUGGACAUCCCAAGCUGACCGCAUGGAAAGACCGAGUUCGGGCUGCGAUCGGUGCUGAACUAUUUGACGAAGCUCAUCAGGGAAUCCUUUCAGCCCAGGAAAUGGCAAAAACCAUGGAUGGCAGCAAACUGCAGCACUUCAAAGCCAGGAUCCUCAAAAUGUUCCUAUAAGAACAGAAAAUUUAUAGCAUGAAUCCAAGAAUACCCAACAUUUAUUGAGUAACUUGAAUGUAACUGUCACUGCAAGUUAUAUUUCAUGGAAAACCUUAAUUAAUACAAUAGACAAACACUGUCUCAUUUCAAACCCAUCACCAAAAAUCUGUUAAAAUAUUGACAGUUCAGAGCAGACAAUUUUACACCAUCAACCUGAACAUUUUUUUUCCAAUGUAUCAUUGUUUUCCAAUGAUCUAUGUUGCUUAGAUUGGAUGCAAGUGCAUUUGUAUUAAGUAUUACAAUGCUAAUUAAACCUUGUAAAUCAUCAGUA